AUGAAGCAGUGCUGCCUCUCCCUGCUCGCCGUGGGUGUCCUCCUCUGCCUCCACAGUGCCCAGCCUGGGGUCAUGAGGAGAGCAGUUGACCCGAAGCCCGGGUUUUGUCCGGAAUUCUAUCCUGAAUGUCCAUUCAUCUUGUUCCCUUCGUGUCGGCGCGACCAAGGCUGCAACGGGGCCAAGAAGUGCUGCUUCUACAAGUGCCGGCACCAGUGUGUGGAACCCUGGCAGACGCUGGACUGA
Messenger RNA from Ochotona curzoniae (black-lipped pika), 243 nucleotides. RefSeq names its product WAP four-disulfide core domain protein 15A-like. The transcript is spliced from 2 exons. The record is from RefSeq and is a predicted model, not a curated record. Gene Ontology annotation, cellular component: extracellular region. Gene Ontology annotation, molecular function: peptidase inhibitor activity. NCBI's taxonomy places the organism in Eukaryota, Metazoa, Chordata, Mammalia, Lagomorpha, Ochotonidae. Bases 1 to 243 code for a protein of 80 amino acids.